AUGGGUUUUAUCUUGGUGCUUUCCUCCAUUUUUCUCCUUCUUCUUCUUCUCUGGUGCAGCAGUUGCAUCAGCUUGGGAGAUUCACAAUCAGGAGGAUCAACAAAUGGAACAGAUCGACUAGCCUUGUUGGCCAUCAAGGCUAGCAUAACCAAUGAUCCCUUUCAUUUUGUGAGCUCCUGGAAUGACUCCAUCUCCCAUUGUGAGUGGCCAGGUGUUAUAUGUGGUGGUCACCGGCAUCCAAAUAGGGUUAGAGCCUUGCGUUUAUCGUCCAGUGGAUUGGCGGGGUUCUUGGCUCCAGAAAUAGGAAACCUCAGUUUCCUUCAGGAGAUUUCGCUCGAAAACAAUAGCUUCCACGGUGAAAUCCCUCGUAAAGCAAGCUUUCUAUUCAGGCUUCGUUAUUUAUACCUGCACAACAAUUCAUUUCAAGGAGAAAUCCCAUCCAACAUGUCACGUUGCUCCAACCUCAUAAAACUCAAUUUUGGUUUCAACAAUAUUGUGGGGAAAAUUCCUGUAGAACUUGGCAGCUUGUCCAAGCUUCAAGUCUUGUCAUUCCAUUACAACAAAGUAACAGGUCAGAUCCCACCUUCCUUAGUAAAUCUUUCAUCUCUUGUUGUCAUUUCGGCUGGAUCCAACGAUUUAAGUGGAAGUAUUCCAGAUGCCCUUGGUCAAAUAAGAAGAUUAAUGUUUCUCGUGCUUGGUGAAAAUAAGUUGUCUGGUAUCAUCCCUCCCAGUAAAUAUAAUCUUUCCUCACUCACUGUUUUUGAAGUCGGAGAUAAUCAACUUCAAGGGAGUCUUCCACCAAAUUUAGGCUUCAAUUUUCCUAAUUUAUUGUUGUUUUCAGUUCAAUGGAACCAGUUUCAUGGACCAAUUCCAAAUUCUCUGUCCAAUUUGACGAAACUCCAGAGACUUUUGGCUAGCAAUAACAAUUUUACUGGGAAAGUUGAUAUUCAUUUUGGUGGCCUAUCGAAACUCAAUGUGCUUUAUUUGUUCUCAAAUCAUUUGGGAAGUGGAGGGGCCGACGACCUAGAUUUUGUCGACACAUUGAUCAAUUGUAGUGGUUUAACAGCGUUGGGGCUUGGUGAUAAUUGGUUUGGUGGCAUGCUUCCCAACUCCAUCGCAAACUUUUCGACCCAACUGACAGAACUCAGUUUGUCAAAAAAUCAAAUAUCUGGAGAUAUCCCAGUGGGGAUAGGGAAUCUUGUAGGCUUACAACGCAUGGGCUUAUCUCGUAACUUACUAGAAGGAAGUAUUCCGACUUCAAUCGGAGGACUUCAAAUGCUAAAAACACUCUAUUUAUAUGGGAACAGAAUCACAGGGCCAAUCCCUUCUUCUCUUGGAAACUUGACGCUAAUGAUUGUGCUCUAUUUAUAUGAUAAUCGUUUGCAAGGAAAAAUACCUUCAACUCUUGGAAAAUGCAAAUAUUUGUUAGGCUUGGACCUUUCAGGUAAUAGUUUCAAUGGUAUCAUCCCCAAAGAGAUAUUUGACAUUUCCACUUUAAUAGAGCUAAACUUGAGUAGAAAUUCUUUCUUUGGCACUUUACCUUUGGAAGUGGGUCAAGUGACAAAUCAUGAAAUCCUAGAUGUUUCUAAGAACAUAUUGUCGGGAGAAAUCCCUACUGCCAUUGGUACUUGUACAAGCCUAGAGCACCUUUUUAUGGAGGGUAACUUAUUUCAAGGGUCUAUACCUUCGUCUAUGAGUUCUCUAAGAGGUCUUCAAGAUCUAGAUCUUUCACACAACUUCUCUGGUUUUAUCCCAAACUAUUUGGAAACAUUUAAGUUUUUACAAAACUUAAAUUUAUCAUUUAAUCAUUUGAAGGGUGACGUACCAACAGUUGGAGUUUUUAGAAAUUUGAGUGCAAUUUCAAUCAUUGGAAACAAUAAGCUUUGUGGAGGUAUACCAGAACUUCAUUUGCCAACAUGCAAAACUCAAAAAUCAAAAGAAGAUGGGAGGCCUCAUGUUUUCAAGAUAAUUGCCAUCCUAUGUGGUUGUGGGGGCUCUCUAUGUUUGAUUUUUGGGACACUUUUUUUCAUUAUCUACCGGAGAAGAAAGGAAAAGAAAGAAUCCACUUUCUUUUUGAUAGAGAGUCAUCAUCUUAAGAUCUCUUAUGCCCAACUCCUUAAAGCUACUGAUGGAUUUUCUUCUGAAAAUUUGAUUGCCGUGGGGGGUUUCAGUUCUGUGUACAAAGGAAUACUCAAUAACGGUGAUACUACUGUUGCAGUAAAGGUCCUUAACAUUAAACAAAGAGGUGCGUCCAAGAGUUUCAUGGCUGAAUGUGAAUCCCUUAGAAACAUCCGGCACCGUAAUCUUGUAAGAAUCUUAACAUCUUGCUCAAGUAUAGAUUUUGAAGGCAAUGAUUUUAAAGCUUUAGUAUAUGAGUUCAUGCCUGGUGGGAAUGUGGAGAGAUGGUUACAUCCACAUGCAAAUGUCACACAAGAUGAACAAAGACAUUUAAAUCUUGUCCAAAGAUUGAAUAUUGCCAUUGAUAUUGCCACAGCAUUGGAUUAUCUUCACCACCAUUGUCAUACGCCGAUUAUUCACUGUGAUCUAAAGCCAAGCAAUAUUCUUCUCGAUGGUGAUUUGACUGCACAUUUGGGUGAUUUUGGGAUAUCAAGAAUUCUUUCAAAAAUCACAAGUAGAUCUCAAUAUCACACGAGCUCGAUCGGAAUAAAGGGAUCUAUCGGUUACAUUGCACCAGAGUAUGGUGCAGGUGCUGAUGUUUCAAUGCAAGGUGAUGUAUAUAGUUAUGGGAUUCUCUUGUUAGAAAUGUUCACAGGGAAGCGACCAACUCAUGAAAUGUUCAAAGAGAACUUUAAUCUUUGUUGCUGGACUGAGAUGGCUAUGUGUGUUGGAGUGAUGGCUGUUGUCGACCCAUCACUUGUCCCUAUGGAAGAAUAUGAAGAAGAGGCAGCAUCAAUUGUAACCAACAUCACUGAAAUUAAAAGAUGCAUGAAGGAUAGAUUGCUAGAGUGUCUUAAUUCAGUUAUUAGAAUUGGAGUUGCUUGCUCAGCCAAAUCACCACGGGAUCGAAUGGACAUAAAUGAUGUGGUCAAAGAGCUACAUCUGAUUAGGGACAUUUAUCUUGGAUUUUUCUCUGGGAGUAGGAUCUUUGUAGCUACAUGGAAUGUGGGUGGAAAAUCACCACCUAGUUACUUGAAUCUUGAAGAUUGGCUCCACACUUCACUUCCUGCAGACAUUUAUGUUAUUGGGUAUGUCCUGUUGAUGUUCACAAUUUUCAUCUCUUCUGUAGCCAUGCUACUGCAACAAGAUUAA
This is a messenger RNA of Macadamia integrifolia, 3270 nucleotides long. Its product is annotated as probable LRR receptor-like serine/threonine-protein kinase At3g47570. The transcript has 3 exons. Gene Ontology annotation, molecular function: protein kinase activity; ATP binding; protein binding. Gene Ontology annotation, biological process: protein phosphorylation; hormone-mediated signaling pathway. Gene Ontology annotation, cellular component: plasma membrane. The coding region runs from base 1 to 3270 and encodes 1089 amino acids. NCBI's taxonomy places the organism in Eukaryota, Viridiplantae, Streptophyta, Magnoliopsida, Proteales, Proteaceae. The record is from RefSeq and is a predicted model, not a curated record.